UUUACGGGGACUAAAACUUAAUCUUGAUAAAUCAAAAUUUGGAUACUCCGAAAUAUGCUACUUAGGUUAUGAAGUGUCCCAAUCAGGAAUCAGACCGAAUGGUUCACAUAUUAAAAGUAUACGUAACUUUCCAAUACCUACUAAUCAGAAACAACUACAAUCUUGUAUAGGGCUGUUUUCAUAUUUUCGCCGUUUUGUGCCGUCCUUUUCCCAAAUAGCUAAGCCACUUCAAAACCUUCUUAAGCGAAGCUCCGAUUUUAAUUUUGACGAAAAUUGUCUCAAUGCAUUUAACGAACUGAAAGCUCGACUGUCUAAUAGUCCAGUUCUAGCAAUAUAUAACCGUGAUAGAGAGACAGAAUUACAUUGCGACGCAAGCGCAAUAGGGUUUGGGGCUGUCUUACUACAGCGGCAAGAUGACAACAAAUUUCAUCCUAUCUCGUAUUUUUCGAAAACUGCAUCAAGUGCCGAAUCCAGGUACCAUAGUUUCGAGCUCGAAACAUUAGCAAUUAUUUACGCUUUAAGAAGAUUUAGAACCUAUUUGGAAGGUAUGUCGUUCAAGAUAAUAACGGACUGCAACUCAUUGGCUAUGACUCUUGAAAAAAAAACAGUUGAAUCCGAGAAUUGCUAGGUGAGCACUCGAACUCGAGAACUACAAUUAUAGAAUACAACAUAGGAAAGGAGUUUCGAUGGGGCAUGUUGAUGCCUUAAGUAGGGCACAGAUCGCGUUAAUUAUAGAUACCGAUGAGGUGGAGUUUCAGAUUCAAAUAGCCCAGGAGAGGGAUGAUACUAUUAGCUCUUUGAGGAGUCGUCUCACUGAUGAAGCUGUCGAGGGUUUUGAUUUAAUAGAUGGCCUUGUAUAUAAGAUAAAACCUGUUGGAAAGAAAAGGUUGUAUGUGCCUACCGAGAUGGAGGCAAACGUAAUACGAGUGAUACAUGAAAAAAUGGGUCAUCAAUCCGUUGAUAAGACAAUUAGUAAACUAGCCAUGUAUUACUGGUUUCCCAAUAUGAGAACAAAGGUGGAAGUAUUCAUCAGAAAUUGCUUGAAAUGUUUAAUGUAUGCUAGCCCACCUCGAGCUAAAGACAGGAAUUUACACGUAAUACCAAAAGUUCCACUGCCAUUUCAUACGCUUCAUAUUGACCACUUCGGCCCAUUGCCAUCCAUAUAUUCAAAGCGGAAGCACAUAUUAGUUGUAGUUGAUGCCUUUACCAAGUUUGUAAAGUUGUACCCAACUAAUUCCACUAGUACGCGAGAAGUUACUGCCGCCCUUGAGAAAUAUUUUUAUUACUAUAGCCGACCUAGACGAAUUAUUAGUGACCGAGGAACAUGUUUCACCUCCCUAGAAUUUAGCGAUUUUAUUUCCAAGCGGAAUAUAGAUCAUGUAAAGGUUGCCGUAGCUUCACCGCAAGCCAAUGGGCAAGUUGAACGUGUAAACAGAAUUCUUAAAACGAUGUUAGGGAAGGUGACGGACCCUGUAAACCAUGCCGACUGGUGUAAGAAGUUGUCGGAAGUUGAAUACGCUGUGAAUAAUUCCGUGCAUAGCACCUGUCGCGAUACGCCUAGCCAGCUCUUAUUCGGGGUGGAGCAAAGGGGAACUAUUAUCGACGAAUUCACAGAAUAUUUCCAAGACAAGUUAUACCCUGAUGCAGGGCGAGACCUAGUUUUUAUACGUGAAAAUGCCUCCAAGGCAAUUGAAGCUAGACAGGACUAUGAUUCAAAACGAUCGUCUGCAGCCAGCGUAAAAUGUAAAAGAUACGAAGUAGGAGACUAUGUGCUCAUAAGGAAUGUUGAUACGACUGUGGGUGUUAACAAAAAAUUUAUACCCCAAUAUAAAGGACCGUACGUAGUACACAAGGUAUUAGGCAAUGACCGCUACGUUAUUCGUGACAUUGAUAAUUGUCAGCUAACCCAGCUUCCAUACGAUGGGGUCAUUGAAGCUCACCGCAUUCGGAAGUGGGUGAGUAAACCAGAUGAUGGCGGCAUUGGUGGAGAGGAUGCAGGGCAUGACCCCUUGGCAUGAAUUAGCUUUAAGUAAUUUGGGCACAUGAUCGAGGGCGAUCCAUUGCCAGGAUUGGCCGAGCUGUAAACACUGUAUAAGAGUAUAUUAAGUAUUGCUGAGUGUAAACUAGCUAUAAGCAUAUCAAUGUAUCUAUUUCGAUAAGUUGAAUAAAUACAACUCUGGGGAGGCCAUGAAAUGAAUG
Molecule: messenger RNA, 2199 nt
Organism: Rhagoletis pomonella (apple maggot)
Lineage: Eukaryota; Metazoa; Arthropoda; Insecta; Diptera; Tephritidae
Exons: 1
Coding region: 687-2018 (443 amino acids)
Biological process (GO): DNA integration
Molecular function (GO): nucleic acid binding
Source: RefSeq, a predicted model, not a curated record